Molecule: messenger RNA, 975 nt
Organism: Adineta steineri
Lineage: Eukaryota; Metazoa; Rotifera; Eurotatoria; Adinetida; Adinetidae
Source: the annotation of a GenBank genome assembly
AUGGUUGGUAUUGAUGAUUCGAAUGAUGAUGAUCUUUUAUUUAAUAAAUCAGAAAUUUCAAUACCUCGUCCAGUUCGAUUUUGGCUUCUUUUAUUAUUAGAUGUUCCAUCAAUUAUCUGUGCAUUCUUUGUAUUAUAUCAUCUACUCAUGGAUCGAACUCUAAGGCAACAAUUGAAUAAUCACACAAUUAUUAUUUUACUCGUCCUAGGAUUAACAAUUGAACUCAUUGAUAUUCCAUUGAAUCUUAGUUUUAUAUCUCAUAUGGGUAUUGUUGAGCCAUCAAGUCCAAUUUUAUGUCUUAUCUGGUGGUUUAUUGAUGUAGGCUAUUAUAAUGGAAUUACAAUUAUUAUGGCUUGGGGUUCAUUUGAACGACAUAUUCUAGUAUUCUAUGAUCAAUGGACAUCAACUAGAAGAAAACGUCUUAUCAUUCACUAUUUUCCAUUAAUUAUUUUGCUUUGCUAUAUCAAUAUCUUCUAUUUUGGUGUUAUUAUUUUUCCGCCAUGUAACAAUAUUUAUGUUUAUACAUUGCCUGUAUGUAAUAAUUUUCCGUGUUAUUUAAAUGACGCUAUUCUUGGUAAAUGGGAUUCUAUAAUGAAUAGUAUUUUACCUACGACAUUGAUUUGUUUCUUUGUUGUGACACUACUUAUUCGUGUCUACCGACAAAAGCGAAGUCUUAAUCAACCAAUUCGAUGGCGUAAACAACGUAAAUUAAUUAUUCAAUUAGUUCCUAUUUCUAUUCUCUAUACUAGCGUUAAUAUUCCUCUCAAUAUAAUUAUCCUUGCUCAUUUAUGUGGUCUAGCAAAUAAAACAGGUGCCGAUGUUCAACUCUAUUGUGAUUUUCUAUGUUAUUUAGUAGUUAUGCUCUUUCCUUUCUUAUGUCUUGGUUUCGUAUCCGAAUUACGUAAGAAAACAAAUCUACGACAAUUAUUUCUACCACGAACACAACGACGAGUGGGUGCUACUAGAAAUACAUGA